Diabrotica balteata is the source of this 264-nucleotide messenger RNA. The record is from the annotation of a GenBank genome assembly. NCBI's taxonomy places the organism in Eukaryota, Metazoa, Arthropoda, Insecta, Coleoptera, Chrysomelidae.
AUGGCAUAUUUGCUUAAUCAGGGCAUUCAAAGUGCUUUCAAGAUUUGGAAAAACCUCAUCAUUUUCUUAGCUUUUUUAUCAAUUAUACUGUGUGCUGUAAAUUGUUAUCUGUCUCAGCAAAGCGGCCACCACGAACCCCCAGAGUAUCAGAAGUAUGGCCACAUGAGAGGUCGCACUAAGAUAUUCCCAUGGGGCGAAGACAACAAAUCUUUGUUCCAUAAUCCACACGUGAAGGCUUUACCCGAUGGGUAUGAACACUAUUAG